CUCCACAGCGAUGUGCGCUUAGUAUCAGCAUGCCUCGAGCCGGUCUGCAGGCUCACCAUAUAAUGCAUUGGAUCCGCCCGGAGAAAUGUAUGAACCGUGCUCUUGGAACGUUUGCUGUUGAACAACACGGUUGCACGAAAUUGAAGAAUUGUCCAUCAAAUCAUCCUUUGAGGUUCCUCUUAUAGUGAACAUGGCGUCAACGGAAACGUCAAACGGGGCCAGCUCCUCCGAUGGAUCCACUUCAAGUGCUCCUCAGGUGCAAACGAAGAUCAACCUGUCGGGCAAGGUGAUAGCGAUCACGGGCGCAAAUCGUGGCAUCGGUUUGGGAAUUGCAGAAUGCUGUCUCGACAAUGAUGCAGCCAAGGUGUACUCGAUUGACUUGCUGGAACCGGGCGAGGAGUUCGAAGCCGUUUCGAAGCGGUAUCCCGGCCGUUUUUUUGCAAUUCAAGCAGACGCCACGAAGGAGGAGAGCAUCACCAAGGCUGUUGAUCAGGUCGUUUCGGAAGCAGGCGCGAUCCAUGGGAUGGUUUGCAACGCUGGCCGGACGAAACACAAGGCUGCUCUGGACUUUACAACUGAGGAGAUUGAGCAGUUGUUCGCCAUCAAUCUGUUUGGAGCCUUUUACACGGCCAGGGCAGCUGCCCGGGCCUUUAUCAAGCUAGGGGUGAAAGGAUCUAUUGUCUUCACAGCAUCUAUGGCUUCACACAGGCCGAACAAGCGUGUCCCAAGUGCUCCGUAUGGUGCUACAAAGGCAGGCGUGCGAAAUAUGACCAAGACACUGGCGAUGGAAUGGGCCCAGUACGGCAUUCGAGUUAAUAGUGUUUCGCCUGGCCUAGUGAAGACCGCCAUGACCUACUGGGUGCCACAACAACCAGAUUGGGAGCAGCAGCUGAAAUACUACGGCGGUAUCCCCAGAUUGGCAGAAGUACAGGAGAUCGGUACGGCAUAUGUCUAUCUGCUGAGCGACGCGGCAAGCUACACAACGAGCAUCGACAUGCAAGUGAAUGGGUGUAUCGGCAUUUGUUGAGCGUGUGAAUAGCGUACACGCGUGAGAUGUCCUCGUCGAGGCAGACCUCUCUCAGUAGAAGAGGAAAAGUGAUGUAGACGACUGUUAGAAUAGUUUCCCAAGUUCGCCGCAAGGCGAACAGGCUACAUGAAUUAGCAAUGAAAAAUGAC
This is a messenger RNA of Verruconis gallopava, 1176 nucleotides long. RefSeq lists its product as uncharacterized. Gene Ontology annotation, cellular component: intracellular anatomical structure. The record is from RefSeq and is a predicted model, not a curated record. Lineage: Eukaryota; Fungi; Ascomycota; Dothideomycetes; Venturiales; Sympoventuriaceae. Gene Ontology annotation, molecular function: oxidoreductase activity, acting on NAD(P)H, oxygen as acceptor. The coding region runs from base 191 to 1027 and encodes 278 amino acids. The transcript has 3 exons.